Messenger RNA from Erpetoichthys calabaricus (reedfish), 1957 nucleotides. Its product is annotated as extracellular calcium-sensing receptor-like. Gene Ontology annotation, biological process: G protein-coupled receptor signaling pathway. Gene Ontology annotation, molecular function: G protein-coupled receptor activity. The transcript is spliced from 4 exons. Gene Ontology annotation, cellular component: membrane. NCBI's taxonomy places the organism in Eukaryota, Metazoa, Chordata, Cladistia, Polypteriformes, Polypteridae. The coding region runs from base 106 to 1746 and encodes 546 amino acids. The record is from RefSeq and is a predicted model, not a curated record.
UUUGCCAUAUUCUCAGAUUUAGAAGAUCUGAUAAAAGAGCUUUUCCUUCAGAAUGUCACCAGCCUUCAGUGGAUAGGAAGUGAAGGUUGGAUUUCAAGUGAGUACAUGGCAACAAAGGAGAAUUACAGUGUUCUUAAGGGAGCACUUGGACUUGCAAUCAGUAAUGUCAUAAUACCAUCAUUGCCAGAUUAUUUGAACGAUAUACGUCCAUCUGAAAUUCCUAAGAGUAUUGAUUUAAACAUGUCUUGGGUAAGUGCCUUUAACUGCAGCUUAGAAACUGAAGUCUUACGCAAUAUCUCAUGUAUAGAAGCACCAAGACAGAUAAGCAAGCAAUACACUGAUGUUCCUGACGUCAGAAUUGCCAACAAUGUAUACAAAGCAGUCUAUGCAAUUGCACACUCUCUGCAUAGUCUCUUUGAAUGUCAGUAUAAUUUAACAAAUGAUACAUGCAGUGAUAAAAGCAAAGUUGAACCUUGGCAGGUGUUGGAAAAAUUGAAAAAAGUUAAUUAUACCACAAGUUAUGGAGAGAAUGUGUACUUUGAUGAAAAUGGAGAUCCAGUAGCAAAAUAUGAUCUUAUAAACUGGCAGAAGAGUGAGGAAGGGGCUAUAAAAUUUGUCACUGUUGGUCUCUAUGAUUCCUCCUUACCAGUGGGAAAGCAGUUCUUCAUGAAUAAUGUUAGCAUCAUGUGGAGAGAUGGGUAUAACAAGGUGCCUAAAUCUGUCUGCAGUGAGAGCUGUCAGCCAGGCACACGUAAGGCUGUGCAAAAGGGUAAACCUAUAUGUUGCUUUGACUGCCUAAUAUGCGGUGAAGGAGAAAUCAGCAACACGACAGAUUCAAUAUUUUGUCUGAAGUGUCAACUGGAAUAUAAAUCCAAUGAACAAAGAGACCAGUGCAUUCUAAAGGAUAUUGAAUUUUUAACAUUUGGAGAAAUCAUGGGAAUACUAUUGGUCAUAUUAUCAAUUUUAGGGACUAUGGUAACAUUAACUGUUGCUACUGUGUUUUUUAAAUAUAGACAGACUCCAGUCGUGAAAGCAAAUAAUUCUGAGCUGAGCUUCCUCCUACUUUUCUCUUUGACUUUUUGUUUUCUUUGUUCUCUCACUUUUAUUGGUGAACCCUCUGAUUGGUCGUGUAUGUUACGACAUACAGCUUUUGGCAUCACAUUUGUUCUUUGCAUCUCUUGCAUUCUAGGGAAAACACUGGUUGUACUGAUGGCAUUUAGAGCUACACUCCCUGGCAACAACAUCAUGAAACUUUUUGGUCCCAGACAACAACGUUUUAGCGUGUUUUCUUUAACAGCAAUUCAAAUCUUGAUUUGUGCCUUAUGGUUAAUACUAUCACCACCCUUUCCUAUAAAAAACAUGCAGCACUACAAUGACAAGAUCAUUCUAGAAUGUGACUUAGGUUCCGCAGUGACUUUUUAUAGUGUUUUGGGAUAUAUUGGCUUUCUGUCUAUCAUGUGCUUUAUUUUGGCCUUUUUGGCUCGAAAAUUGCCGGAUAAUUUUAAUGAAGCUAAAUUUAUCACAUUCAGCAUGUUAAUAUUUUGUGCAGUUUGGCUUGCAUUCAUUCCUGCUUACAUCAGCUCACCAGGUAAAUAUACUGUGGCUGUGGAAAUUUUUGCUAUUGUAGCUUCCAGCUUUGGUUUGCUUUUCUGUAUUUUUGCCCCAAAAUGCUACAUUAUAUUGUUAAAACCAGAAAAAAAUACAAAAAAAUUUUUGUUGGGGAAAAAUCAACCAAAGGCAUGUUGAAUUACAAUUUAUUUUAACUGCAUUUCAGUUUGUUAUUAUUCUCUUAGUGAACCAAGGGUAAAUUUAAGUUCCCCUAACAUUGAACUCAUCAAUAAUUUUUAUGGCUAAUUAAGCAGCAAUAAAAUGCAAUUUACAAGAGUUUUUGGUGUGUUUUAAAAUAUGUAUGAAACUUGUAUUGUUUUGUGUAUUUUAUUUUGUCUUAGACCAUAUG